UAAUGAUACUUUAAGUUAAUUUCAACUCGCCGGCAAAUACAGAGAGUCUAGCUAGUCUACGAGAUUGCACCGACAUGAGCGCCGCCAGUUCUCCUCCUCCGCUGCUCAACACACUUACACCCUCCCGUCGGACAGGCUUCAACCGUGCGUUUGCGGCAGUUUACGCAUGUGCCAUCGUAGCUUUGUUCUACCGCCACACACAAACACUCCUCGGCUCCAAAACACUAGUUUCUUUCUACGUAACCCUAGCGUUGUUCUUCUCCGAUCUUGUCCUGGCCUUCAUGUGGGCCAACGGACAAGCUUUCCGCAUGCGUCCGGUGUAUCGCAAAGAGUUCCCGGAAAACAUCGAAAAGGUGGUGAAAACAAGUGACUUGCCGGGGCUGGACGUGUUCAUCUGCACGGCGGACCCGUACAAGGAACCUCCGAUGGGUGUGGUGAACACCGCCUUAUCAGUGAUGGCGUACGAUUAUCCGACGGAGAAAAUAUCGGUGUAUGUAUCGGACGAUGGAGGAUCGGCUUUAACUCUCUUUGCUUUCAUGGAGGCCGCGAGGUUUGCUGCGCACUGGUUACCAUAUUGCAGGGAUAACGAUAUAGCAACACGGAGCCCAGAUGAACAUUUUGCAACCAAUUAUUGGAGGAGCUCUGAAUCUGAGAAGAUUAAGAUAAUGUACGAAAGCAUGAAAACGAAAGUCGAACACAUUGUCGGAAAAGGGAAAGUUGGAGAGGAACACAUCACCGGCGAUGAAGAACGUAGGGCUUUCAGUAAAUGGAGUAGCGACGGAUUCAGCCGUCAAAAUCACCCAGCUGUGGUUCAGGUUUUAUUGGACAAAAAUAAAGACAAAGACAACACAGGCCGUUGCUUGCCAAACCUGGUUUAUGUGUCUAGGCAAAAAAGCAAGACAUCUCCUCAUCACUUCAAAGCCGGAGCACUGAAUGCCCUGGUCCGAGUUUCAGCCGUCAUGUCCAAUGCACCAAUAAUUUUAACCCUAGACUGUGACAUGUACUCAAAUGAUCCAAGAACACCUCUCCGAGCCAUGUGUUAUGUUCUAGACCCUGAAACGCAGAAGAAUUUGGCUUACAUUCAGUUUCCUCAAGAAUUCCAUGGGAUCACCAAGAAAGACAUUUAUGCCUGUGAGCAAAAACGUUUGUUUAAAGUUCAUCCGGUUGGUUUUGACGGACUCUCCGGCCCUAAUUAUCUAGGAACCGGAUGUUUCUUCCGCCGGAGAGCUUUAUUCGGCGAUCCGUCAGCUAUGAUUUUACCGGAAACCAAGGAUUUAAGCCCUGAUUAUGUGGUGAACCAACCCAUAACUGCCCAUUCUGUUAUUGAAUUGGCACACCAUGUUGCCGGAUGCAAUUAUGAAAACCAGACCGAAUGGGGAUCCAAGAUUGGAUUUAGAUAUGGAGCACUUUCGGAGGAUUAUUACACAGGCUACCGUAUGAAAUGUGAAGGAUGGAGAUCCCUAUUCUGCUAUCCCGAAAAGCCGGCGUUCUUUGGAGAUACACCCAUCAACCUUCUUGAUGUUCUUAACCAAAACAAGAGGUGGGUGAUCGGCCAACUUGAGGUGGCGUUUUCGAGAUACAGUACCAUAACUUAUGGUGUCAAAGCUAAGGGGCCGGUGAUGGGGCUAGCUUAUUCAUACAUCGCAUUCUUAGCCAUUUAUUCAAUUCCGAUCACUACAUAUUCCUUUCUCCCCCAGCUUGCUCUCCUUAAUGGAGUCAGCAUCUUCCCGAUGGUCUCAGAACCAUGGUUUCUGCUUUACAUGUUCCUUUUCCUCGGAGCGUACGGGCAAGAUUUGUUCGAGUUCAUUGUAGAGAGGGGAACGGUGCAGAGAUGGUGGAGUGACCAGAGAAUGUGGAUGAUGAGAGGGCUUUCGUGUUACUUGUUCGGUUUAACCGAGUUCUUGCUCACAUCCAUCGGCAUUCCAGCUCAGGGUUUCAAUGUGACCAGCAAGGUAACCGACGAUGAGCAAAGCAAGAGAUACGAGCAAGGGCUUUUCGAGUUCGGAGUACCAUCGCCCUUGUUCGUGACGCUAGCAAUGGCGGCGAUAAUCAACCUGUUAUCGUUCAUCUUGGGGCUUGUACGUUUAAUCAAUGGCAGCAACAAGGAAGGGUUAGAAAUGCAGAUGCUCUUAACAGGAAUGAUCGUGAUGAAUUGCGUGCCGGUUUACCAAGCCAUGGCGUUGAGACGUGACAAAGGGAGGAUGCCUAUUAAAACUACCAUUACCGCGUCGAUCUUGGCAUCGGUUGUUCAUGUAGUGGCUUCUCCCUUAUCCAUGUGAUACAAGCAGAUCAGGAACUACACUAGAAGGGAAAUGAAGAAAUAAUAAUAUGCAAAUGCACUUAAUAUUUGUAUUAUUCG
This is a messenger RNA of Hibiscus syriacus, 2359 nucleotides long. Its product is annotated as cellulose synthase-like protein G3. Gene Ontology annotation, molecular function: cellulose synthase (UDP-forming) activity; mannan synthase activity. NCBI's taxonomy places the organism in Eukaryota, Viridiplantae, Streptophyta, Magnoliopsida, Malvales, Malvaceae. The record is from RefSeq and is a predicted model, not a curated record. The transcript is spliced from 4 exons. Gene Ontology annotation, biological process: cellulose biosynthetic process; plant-type primary cell wall biogenesis. The coding region runs from base 75 to 2279 and encodes 734 amino acids. Gene Ontology annotation, cellular component: plasma membrane; trans-Golgi network.